This is a messenger RNA of Gadus chalcogrammus (walleye pollock), 2377 nucleotides long. Its product is annotated as NEDD8-activating enzyme E1 catalytic subunit. The transcript has 17 exons. The coding region runs from base 95 to 1492 and encodes 465 amino acids. Gene Ontology annotation, cellular component: cytoplasm; nucleus. The record is from RefSeq and is a predicted model, not a curated record. Gene Ontology annotation, molecular function: NEDD8 activating enzyme activity. NCBI's taxonomy places the organism in Eukaryota, Metazoa, Chordata, Actinopteri, Gadiformes, Gadidae. Gene Ontology annotation, biological process: protein neddylation.
UCGGAUGAGCCGUAAGUAGCUACCUAGGAUACAAGCAAGAAACACAGCCAUUCACCUCACGAAAAGAUCCUUUCACGUCCCACGAAAUUAGAGCAUGAUCGAGCGCUGUUUUCUUCUCUCUUUUAGGGAGAAGAAAACAAGGAGAGUAGUGGCGCUGACUGAGAAGAUGGUGGUGGAAGGAGGUGCUGGAGACGGUGAAUGGGAGGGACGGUGGAAUCAUAUCCAAAAGUUCCUGGAGAGACCAGGGCCCUUCACGCACCCAGACUUCGAAGCCAGCAGUGAGUCAUUGCAGUUUAUGUUAGAAACCUGCAAAGUGCUCAUCAUUGGAGCAGGUGGCCUGGGCUGUGAGCUCCUCAAGGAUGUGGCUUUGUCAGGGUUUCACAACAUCCAUGUUGUUGACAUGGACACAAUUGACCUAUCCAACCUCAACAGACAGUUUCUGUUCAGGCUUAAAGAUGUUGGGCAACCAAAGGCCGAAGUUGCAGCCGAUUUCAUCAACACUAGAAUUCCUGGAUGCUGUGUGGUCCCACAUUUUAAGAAAAUUCAAGACUUUGAUGAAACAUUUUAUCGACAAUUCCACAUCAUUGUCUGUGGGCUUGACUCUGUGAUUGCCCGGAGAUGGAUGAAUGGUAUGCUGCUCUCUCUGCUGGUGUAUGAGGACGGCGUAGUGGAUCCUAGUUCCAUCAUUCCUCUAAUCGAUGGUGGGACAGAAGGCUUCAAAGGCAACGCCCGGGUCAUUCUGCCUGGCAUCACCGCCUGCAUAGACUGUACUCUGGAGCUGUACCCUCCUCAGAUAAAUUUUCCAAUGUGCACGAUAGCAUCCAUGCCCCGACUUCCAGAACAUUGCGUUGAGUAUGUUCGCAUGCUACUAUGGCCCAAAGACAAACCCUUUGGAGACACUGUGGGUCUCGAUGGCGAUGACCCAGAGCACAUCAAGUGGGUGUACCAGAGGUCAUUAGAGAGGGCAGCGGAGUUCAGCAUUACAGGAGUCACAUACAGACUCACCCAGGGUGUGGUAAAACGGAUAAUUCCGGCCGUAGCUUCCACAAAUGCUGUUAUUGCAGCUGCCUGUGCAACCGAAGUUUUCAAAAUAGCAUCAAGUGCCUAUGCUCCUCUCAACAACUACAUGGUAUUCAAUGAUGUCGACGGCCUGUACACCUACACAUUUGAGGCAGAACGAAAGGACAACUGUUCGGCAUGCAGCCAAGUACCGCUGGACAUGCGCUUCUCAUCGUCCUCCACACUGCAGGAGGUCCUGGACUACCUGACGGAGAGUUCCUAUCUACAAAUGAAGUCACCAGCUAUAACUGCAUCAGUAGAAGGGAAGAACAAAACGUUGUAUUUACAGACCGUGGCUUCAAUCGAACAAAGGACGCGGCCAAAUCUGUCAAAAUCACUGAAGGAGCUUGGACUUGCAGAUGGACAGGAGCUGGCUGUAGCUGAUGUCACAACCCCUCAGACCAUGCUGUUCAGACUUAGCUUUACCUCAUAAGCCAAGCUCUGACACUCUCACAUUUCACUAAAUACACAGAGGUCAGGUGGUCAGGGAACCAGACAUGACUCCACAUGAACCAUAUCUGUUAUGAAAUGGCAGAAGUUCAGUUUACACCUCAUCCACACGGUACAUUUUCAAUUAUUUGUCAUUGCUUUGCUAUGAUCUCUCACCAGAUCCAUAUUUUGCACUCAACUUACCAAAUGACGUCCACACGUCCCUGUUUUGGUGAUGCAAUGUCUUUUAAAUGUUUAGUAUAGUAGCGUGUAAUUUACACACCUAAGCCUCAAAAACCGCAUAGGGCAAACCGUGAAAAAGGAUGACUUAGUGACAUUCAUGUUUAUUUAUUCAGUCUUUUUUUUCAGUUACAAUGCACUUGCCCAGAUUGAUGAUAUUGAACUGGAAUAAAUUAGUUUUUCAUACAAAGGACUGUUUGUGUAUUCGUAACAAGGAGUAGACAGUAUAGAGGUGAACAUGAAAGUAAUAUUAAUUUAUAGUAGUUAAAGUAUACCCCUUUUGCAUCGAAAGUUGGAAUGCAGAAUAAAUGCAGUGAAGACGUUUUCUACUAGUAUGAGUAUAUAGUACGAGUAUAUAUCUUUUAUUUGUCAAGCAACAUGGCAAGCCUCAGUCAACUAAACAAAUGGAAAUAUAGAACAAGUGACAGCUGGUUAUUGUCGGUUUCCCCCUAUUAAAUGUAAUACAGUGAACCUAUGUGUUGUGCUGACACCAAGUGGGAUCUUCGGAAAAUGUUAUGCCUUCUCCUAACUGAUUUGAUUAAAUUCAGGUCGUUGUUAACGCGACAGAUUGGACUUUUGAAGCAAUCUAUGAUACGUGGACGAUAAUUAAAAAAUAUACGUUGAAAUGGUAUUUGCACAAUGAUUUUUU